AUGAUCAAGGCCGUCAUCAUCAUCAAUACGGCGGGAAAGAUUCGUCUGCUGAACGUGUAUGAGAAGGAUGUUCCGCUUGGUGUUCAGCAGGAACUUGUACGCCGCAUUCAUCGCCUUAUCUCGCGGCGCAGCGCUGACCUUUGCAACUUUGUGGAUGACUUCCGCGACUGGCCCACUCCCGAUACCCGUGUGGUGUACCGCCACUACGCCACGCUGUGUUUUGUGUUCAUUGUAGACAGCAGCGAGUCCCAGCUGGCGAUACUUGAUCUUAUCCAGGUGUUCGUGGAGUCGCUCGAUCGCAUCUUUGAGAACGUGUGCGAACUGGACCUCAUUUUCCACUCAGACAGGGUACAGCUGUUGCUAAUGGAAAUAGUGAUGGGCGGCAUGGUGCUGGAGACAUCGCGCGAGGAGAUACUUCGGGCGAAUGCCGAGAUGCAGCGGAUCGGGAGCUCCAAGGCGGGCACUGGAGCAGCCGCGGCGACCGGUUACCACUAG
This is a messenger RNA of Trypanosoma rangeli, 495 nucleotides long. Its product is annotated as sigma-adaptin 3. The record is from RefSeq and is a predicted model, not a curated record. Gene Ontology annotation, biological process: vesicle-mediated transport; protein transport. The transcript has a single exon. Gene Ontology annotation, cellular component: intracellular membrane-bounded organelle. Bases 1 to 495 code for a protein of 164 amino acids. Lineage: Eukaryota; Euglenozoa; Kinetoplastea; Trypanosomatida; Trypanosomatidae.